CUACGACCCCCUAAAGAAGGCCUCUAGAAAUCAAGCCGACGCCAUCGUUCUGCCUCUGCAAUCCGCCACAGAGAACACCGGAACCCUCAGGAAGCUUCGAGAAGCCGCCCGCGCGGAGCCCCCAUGGAGAAGGAGAAGCAGAAGCAGGGGGCCGACGGCGCCCUCCUCCUCGCGCUGCGCUGCUCCAGGGCGUCUCUCGUCCUCUCCUCUCUCCGCCAGCCACCCCCCUCGACGGCGACGACCCGCCGGACCUCAUCCUCAGCGGAGUUCGAGCUGCGGAACGCGCGCCUCCUCGACGCCGAGCUCGCGGCGGCGCGGCGCGCGGCUGCCAGAAGCGCGCGGAUAUCCGCCGCUGAGAUUCUCUUCGUCGUUGCUCUGGUCCCCCUCCUCAUGCUCUUCGUUGCGCUUCUCGCGAGCGCUGCCGCGGAAGCGGUCGCUUGACCCGCGUCGACGACGUCAUGAGAUUCUGCGGCGACCGAACCCAAAGCCUCUGUGUUAAUUCCCCCCUUCCGGGCUCCGUAAGUUGACUCUGUUGUUCUUCAGCUGAGAAAGGAAGCUACGAUUGUGGUGCGGGCCUGUUUGGUGUUUUCGGUCUGCACGGUAGGUGUUCGAUCAAAUGCAUGUUCCUUUGUAGAUGUGUGCACAGAGUAAGGCUAAGGUUGUAGUGAUAAUUAGGAGAUCGGAAGAAAUCAUAGUGUGACAAAUGGUGCCCAUUCAUUGGGUUGCAUUUAUUUACUGUUUUCUGAUCCAAUUAUGCUGAAGGAAUGGUAGAUGCAGGGAUAUGCCUUGCAGUGUUACUGCUUGUGUGCCAUGAUCCAUAGAUUGUGAAAAGGGCACUGGCGAUGAAAUCUCGCGAUGGGUGUUAUGUCAGGUUGCUAGUCUAUGACUAUUCUUUCAAGUGAAAAAUAAAUGCAUUUGAGCUUAGUACAUUGUGCAUCGCAUUGUAGGCAGCAUCCUCAUCAGGAUCAUGCAUUGCUUUGUUUCUCCUCACUCCUUAGUAUGGGCAAGGGUGGCGUUUGUCAUGCAUCCUCAUUAGGAUCAUGCAUUGAGCUUAGACUUUUCGCUUAUUUUACUUUGAGAAGCUGAUAGAAACAUAGAGAUGUAAAAUUAUAGAUGAACUUGUGGUCGAUGUGCACGAUGCAAAAGCUCAUUUGGCAUUGUCUUUUAGUGAACUACUUGCCCCCUGCAAAUUACUUGUUAUUUAACUGUGUAAACUUAUCAGAUAUUUAGCAUUGUAUCAAAAUACAGACCCAAUAUUACAUCUACUGUAAAUAUUUUUGUUGAAAUUA
Triticum aestivum (bread wheat) is the source of this 1289-nucleotide messenger RNA. RefSeq lists its product as uncharacterized. The transcript has 2 exons. Lineage: Eukaryota; Viridiplantae; Streptophyta; Magnoliopsida; Poales; Poaceae. The coding region runs from base 124 to 441 and encodes 105 amino acids. The record is from RefSeq and is a predicted model, not a curated record.